This is a messenger RNA of Candidula unifasciata, 621 nucleotides long. Lineage: Eukaryota; Metazoa; Mollusca; Gastropoda; Stylommatophora; Geomitridae. The record is from the annotation of a GenBank genome assembly.
GACAUCUGCGUGUCUGCCGUGAAAGAAAAGGACAUUGAAGCAAAACUCAAGCAAGUAAUGGCCGACUGGACAAACAGAACACUGACCUUCAUGAACUUCAAGAAUCGUGGGGAGCUGCUGCUGAAACCUGGAGACACUGUAGAAACAAUUGGCUUGCUUGAGGACUCAUUGAUGAUACUCAGUUCUUUGAUGAGCAAUCGAUAUAAUGCUCCUUACAAGGCUAAGAUUCAGAUGUGGGUGCACAAUCUGAGUACUACAGCUGACAUACUGGAGCAGUGGAUGGUGGUGCAGAACCUCUGGGUCUACCUGGAAGCUGUGUUUGUUGGUGGUGAUAUUGCUAAACAGUUGCCACAAGAAUCGAAACGCUUUGCUGCGAUUGAUAAAUCCUGGUUGAAGGUGAUGCAGAGAGCGCAUGAAAAUGACAAUGUGAUCAAUUGUUGCGCUGGAGAUGAUACCAUGCAGCAGAUCCUACCACAUCUACAAGAGCAGCUGGAUCUAUGCCAAAAGUCUCUUACUGGGUAUCUGGAGAAAAAGAGGCUUCUCUUCCCGAGAUUCUUCUUUGUAUCGGACCCAUCUCUUCUAGAAAUUCUAGGUCAGGCCAGUGACUGCCACACAAUUCAG